Dicentrarchus labrax (European seabass) is the source of this 7198-nucleotide messenger RNA. Its product is annotated as lysine-specific demethylase RSBN1L. The transcript is spliced from 9 exons. Bases 94 to 4077 code for a protein of 1327 amino acids. The record is from RefSeq and is a predicted model, not a curated record. Gene Ontology annotation, cellular component: nucleus. NCBI's taxonomy places the organism in Eukaryota, Metazoa, Chordata, Actinopteri, Moronidae.
GGCCCCGCCCCUUCACUGCCUGCUUGCACGUCGCGCAAAAAAACAGCAGCGGCGGCCGUUGGGGAAAGAGAGUAAAUAGAGAGAAGCCUCAAGAUGGCUGACUCGCUGGGCUCCGCUCACCUCACCGGAGCCGCUGCUGCUGCUACUGCGGUAGCCCCGGCGGUCGCCUCCGCCAAGAGCCCGCUCGUCAAGCCGACCGAGGCGAAGGGAGCCGCUGACAACCGCUCUCAGUCUUCCCGGGAUUUCAACCCGCCGCCGCCGCCGCCGCCGCCGCCCAAGAAGGUCCGAGUGGAGGAGAGGAGCGUUAAACCCAAGAAACUCAGCCGGGAAGGAGGAGUGGGAGGCAACGGUAGCGGCAGGGAGAAACUCCAGCAGCCCACGAAGCAGCAGAGUUGUGGCAGCGGCGCGGGUUUGUGGAGCUUCAGCCCGGUUAAGGCGAGCAGCAACAACCCUCCGGUGCCUGCUACCGGAGGAUCCCAACCACCGACAAACACACACAAAGUCUUCAAACAGAGCGAUUUCUUCCUCCACAAAGCGCCUUCCUCCUCCAGAGCCAAGAAGCCGAAUAAAGAUAAACAGCGGGAGAAAGAGAGGGAGAAGGGUAAAGGAGGCGGAGAGGAGAAAAAGAAACAUAAACUGGUGGUGACCCCCGGCCCCGGGAGUAACGUUGGUAACAACAACAACGAUAUCAGCAGAUUUAAUAACACUUCUGCAGCGAAGAGAGAAAAUGGAGAGGUCAUUUUGCCACCCAAAGAGCACUCCAACAAGGACAAGGCGAAAGAGAGAGACAGAGAGGAGAGGGAGAAGAAGAAGGUCAAAGACGGAGAGAGAGAAAAGGAGAAGAAGAAGCACAAAGUGAUCAACGAGAUCAAGAGGGAGAACGGAGAAGUCAAGCAGCCGAUUAAAGAUGAAAAAGAGAAAGCCAAGAUCAACGCAGAGGAGCUUCAAAUCAAAAAAGUGAAGAAGAAAAAGAAGAAGAAACACAAAGAGGGGGAGAAGCACAAACGAGUGAAAAUGUACCACCGCUCCUGCCAAACCAUUUGCGCUGGCCUGCUCCUCCACCCCACCUCUCCUCCUCCAUCCUCCAAUCCCACACAAAACUCCUCCCUGUCCCCGUUUAAGUCCCCUCUACCGGUUUUCCCUCCACCUAACAACAAAACUGCACACCUCCCGCCUUCCUCCCCUCCCCUCGUCUCCAAAUCUCCCUUUAACUCCUCUCUCCACAACUCUCAGUCGCCCUCCAUCAAGACGCCACAACCUUCCCCGACCAAGCACCAGCCGCAGUGCACCUACCCUGGCAUGGCGGGACUGGAGUUCGCCCCGUACAUCCACAUAGAGAACCAGCCUAACGGAGGGGCCCUGGUGGCCCACGCCUACACGUCUCAGCUCUCCUCUCUCUCUGUGGUCCAGAGGCAGAGAUUCGCCCAGGAGUUUGUCACCUUGGCUUUCAGCGAGGACUCAUCCCAGGCAGCUCAUUACGUCAUGGGGAUUGUCCACGGAGAAGCCAGCUACCUACCUGACUUCCUCGACUACUUCUCAUCCAAGUUCCCUACAGCUCCAGUCAAAAUGGAAAUACUGGGAAAGAAGGACAUAGAAACCACCACUAUGGUUAAUUUCUACUCUCAGGUGAAGAAAACGUACAGUAAUGGUACAUACAGAGCCGGGGCAAUGAGACAGAUCAGCCUGGUGGGAGCCGUGGACGAGGAGGUCGGGGAUUAUUUCCCGGAGUUCCUCGGCAUGCUGGAGGAGUCACCCUUCCUGAAGCGGACUCUUCCGUGGGGAACGUUCUCCAGUCUGAGGUUGAUGAAUCCCACAGAGAGUGACGACGGUCCUAUAAUGUGGGUCAGACCAGGAGAACAGAUGAUACCUGUAGCUGAUAUACCAAAGUCCCCUUUUAAAAGAAAGCGCUCCACCAAUGAGGUGAAGAACCUGCUGCAGUCUCUGCCCAGGACCAGUGAGCCCAGAGAGAUGCUGUUUGAAGAUCGGACCCGGGCCCACGCUGAUCACAUCGGCCAGGGCUUUGAACGUCAAACCACAGCAGCCGUGGGGGUGCUGAAGGCUGUACGGUCCGGAGAAAGCUCAGAGCCUCCUCGUGUAACCAAAGACGUUGUGUGUUUCCACGCCGGUGAUUUCCUUCCUGUAGUUCAGAGGCUGCAGUUGGACCUACACGAGCCUCCGCUGUCUCAGUGUGUGCAGUGGGUGGAUGACGCCAAACUAAACCAGCUGCGUCGCGAGGGCAUCCACUACGCUCGCAUCCGCCUGUGCCACGAUGACAUCUACUUCAUCCCUCGCAAUGUGGUCCACCAGUUCAAGACCGUGUCGUCCGUCUGCAGCCUGGCAUGGCACGUGCGCUUAAAACAAUACCACCAUGGAGAGGGAGAGGAGGAUGAGGAGGAGGAGGAGGAGGAGGAGGUGAAGGAAGAGGAGGAGGAGCAGGAGGUGAAGGAAGAGGAGGAGGAGGAGGAGGAGCAGGUUGAGUCGAAGGAGAAGGAAACGGUGGAGGAAAAAGAGGAGGAAGAAGAGGUGAGGAGAGAAAAGAAGCGUGAGAAAGGAGCAAAGGAGAGGAUAAAGGAGGAGAACGAGGAAAUUGAUUUGGGAGAAAACAGGACAUUGCCGGUUGUCAAAAUGGAGCAACAACCUCUCUCAUCUCAGCCUGCUCCCUCAGUGGACUCGAACGUGAGCAGUGCGAGAGACAAAGAGGAGACAAUGGAGAGGGUAAAGGAAGGAGGAAAACCCAAACAGCAGCAGGUUUCACCUCCUGCAAAAAUGAAAACAGAACUUCCGGCGUCUCCUCUCUGCAAGAAUAAACCACCUCCUGCCUCUCAUCCUCCUCAUCAGGACACAAAACCCAAAGCAGCAUCAUCAAAGCACCUUCAUCAUCACCACCAUCACCAUCAUUCGGACAGCAGGACGACGUCUUCCAGUACGAGUUCCUCCUCUUCAGCUCCUAAAUCUCCCAUCUCUAAGUCUUCCACCUCUUCGUCGCCUUUGGCCGUUACUCCUCUGCGCUCAUCUUAUGCUGCUCCCAAUCCGUCCUCUACCUCUUCUCCAUCUGCAGUUCUGUCCACAUCUUCCUCUGUCUCAACCUCCACUUCACCUCCCAAACCCGCAUUGCUCCCUCCUUCCGCCGUGUCUUCGUCGUCCCAGCUGCCUUCCUCCUCUAAGUCAGACCAACCGAAGGACAGAGCCUCGCCUCGGCUAAAGCCGGACGUCCCCACAGACGCGCGGACGCAGUCGGAGGUUCGAGCGUCACCCGCCGUGGAUGUACACACGCAGGCCUCUGAGAGCUUGCACGCCGACACAAGGACACACGCGGUAGCUCGAGCGCCAACGGACUCGUGGACGCUCCAAGAGAAAUGGACUCGCAGCGCGGACUCCUGGUCGUCCGUGGAUCCGCAGAUGCACCCGCCGCCAGACACCGGGAGGCAAGGAAUGUACAUGCAGCAAUACGCGCCCCAGCAUCUCCCACCUCCUCCUCACCUCCCCCACAUGCUUCCCCCUUCGUUCCCCCAUCUCCUGCCACACUCCCAUCUUCCUCACAGACCUCCACUCCUCCCCCCGAGUCCCACUCACCCCACGCAGCCCCAAACCUUGAACUCUUACCUCGGUCAGAAGGCCCCGCCCCACUCGGUUCACAUAAGCCAGCUUCACCUGCAUCCGCCGCACCAACCCAACAUCACCACGCAGUCUCAGCCGUAUUACCAGCCUCCACUUAUGGCCUGCCCGUCUCAACCCAACACUCCCCUCAGCAGCUCCCAGUCUCUCCCUCCUCACCUCUCCCACCAUCAUCAGUACAUCACCCCGCACGCCAAAACCUUCUUCCCCCCUCAGCAUCCCCACUUCCCCUCUCACCACUUCCUGCCGCCUCAGUCUUUCCUCCCUCAACCACCCAGCUCGUACCCGCUACAGCCGCAAUACCAAACCCCGGCACCACCUUUCCCUCAUCCACCUCCUCCUCCUUCUUCCUCUCCGCCUCCCCCUCCGCCUUCUCUUCCCCCUCCUCGUCCCCCUCAGCCUUCCCCUUCUGUCCUCUCCCCACCUGCAAAGCAUGAAGAGGAGCAGAAACAGAUUUUAUAGUAGUUUUUGUACAUAAGGAUGCUGUUUUUAAAAUUACUGUACAUGUACAAGGUUUUAUUUUGGUUGUGUUGUUGUAAAACGAUGUAAAAAGGAAAAAAGGAGGAAGAAGGUGGAGUGUAUCGGUUUGAACACAGUAUCAUAGUCUAUAAAGCAGAGUUGGACUGUAUUUACCCCAGACCUCUUGACUGGAUUGGUUUAGAUUGUACUGAUGCUUUUGGUUGUGCUUAGGUUCAAAACUAUUGAGAAUUGAUUGCAUUUAUUGGUAGGGUUUUAUUUUUCUUUCCAGUUUUAACGUUUGAAGAAGAUAUUAUUCAGGCUCACGGUUUGCUCCUAGUCUGAGAAAACUGCUGUCUGGUUCUGUUUUUUGAAGUGAGCAUAACCCUCAAAUAUCAGAAUAUCCGUGAGCCAUCAGAGGUAGGAAGACUUUGUGUCAGAUAUUUAUAUAAAAAAAAGGUCACGAUGACCUUUUUGUGAAACUUGCAGCUAAUGCUUCCAUUUUUGUGGCUUUUUUCUAGUGUAUUCUUUGUGCCCAAGACUGUUUCUGGAAUAAUGAUGGGUCAAAUCGUGAUAUUAUACAGUACUCUAUUGUAUUGAUGUAAUAUCACUACAUUUCCUCUACUAUAUUGCAUCGAUACAUCUUAAUAUACAGUACAUUGCAGUACUUUUCCCAAUAUUGUAUUUUGAGCAAUAAUGCUCCGCAAUAAUCUGCUGAAUUUAAAUAUAACUGCAUUUCCCCAUUAUUGAUGUGGUGACAACAAGUACCAGUAUUUUAUUCUGAUUUCAAAGCUAUUGAUAAAAAGCCACUUCACUGAGGAGUCGACAUGAGGAGUGCUUAAAUAUAAUUUACAUUUAUCUUAAGUGAUUGUUCCAAGAAUAUUAGUGCAGUUUUUAGUGCUACUAAACAAAAGAAACCCCAAUUUUCACUUUAAACCACUUUAGUAAUAUAGCUACAGUAUACCGUAAAGAAAUAGCUUGACAUUUUGGGAAAUGUGUUUAUUUGUGGUCUUAGAUGUCCAGGUGGUAAAGUAUGAAGCUGGAGCCAGUAGCUGCUUAGCUUAGCUUAGCUUAGCAUAAAGACUGGAAACACUGAAAUCUUUGUGACCAACCGAGACUGGCCAAGAAAUAGUCCGGCACAUAACCUUCUGUAAAACCUAUAAUGAGUGGUGUUUAGACUUUUCUAUGGGAUAAACAACAGACAUACAACCUGUCUAUUAGUGAACUUUAGAGGUGCUGCUGGCCAGAUUUUCCCACCCUGGGGUCAGAGCCAGACUCGCUAACAACAGCUUCAUAUUUACCACACAGCUAUCUAACAACUAUCUAACUCUGACAUUGAGGGAAAUAGGUCAACUAUUUCUUUACGGUAUUGCAGUUAUCUUGUACCUGUAGCCCUUAACACCAGUGGCAGAGCUCUUAGUGUAAUUUUGCUGUGUUUUUCAGUGUCUGUUGGAUGUGUACCAAGGUCUCCUGAUUUUGGAAACCGAGCACUUGCUGGUUAGCCAAGGAAGAAUUCGACCCAGCCAAGGCUGCUACACAAAGUCUCAGGAAAAAACAAAAAAACAUUCAGGACACAUCCACCAAUAUAUUGGUCUCCUAAAAACAAUUUAAAAAAUCGUAUGUCUUAGUUACCUUUUACAUAAUUGUUCAGGGUCACUGAAAUACCUUUCAACGUUAUAUUAGUACCUAUGCAGCUACAUUAAGAGCUCGCCAUGAGUUAACUUUAGACCUCACAGCAUCUGGAUAGGAACAGGAUGAGCAGAGCAAUAUCAUACAGAUGCAGUAGGUCAGGACUUCCAAAAUGUGACUCAUUAUUACAGCACUUUGUAACACGGAUAUAUAUCAACAACUGUUUAAAUCCAUCUGAUAUUCCUUAAAAGACUUUGGGUCAUGAAUCCCAGAUUAUGUCCGAUUAUCAACAGGACAAUUUCAGGUUCUUCCAAGACUAUUGCGUUAAUCAUUCAGGCCUCAGCACUUCUAUAAUACAAUAGUUUUUUAUUCUUUAUUCUGCUCCAAGACAAACAGAAGAUACUCUGUCCAGAGUUCAUUCCCAAAGCACUAUUUAUCUAUUUACCUGAAGUCCAGUUUCUCUACAGUGUGGAGCAUCCUGUUUUAUUGAAAUGUUUUAUUUAUCAACCAGGGACUGGAGUGACCUCUUGUGUUUUAGAAAGUACAAUAAAUUAUUAACUAUGAAGAGUAUAUGUUUCUCCAAAAUGGUGAAGAUCUGAUUUUAGAGUCGAACUUCUGUCUCAGUGCUCGUCCCACAGUUGUGGAACUUUGAUGUUGAGAAAAACUUGAUUUCUUUCUUUUCUUUUUUCUUUUUUUUUUGGUCAUUGAUGUCUUGAUUUUUAUGAUCAAUAUUGGAGUACAGCCCACUUGCUAAUGUAGCCCACAAUGUUUCCCCAGUGCCUGUCCUUAACUGUGAACUACUAAAUGGUCCGGAGCCACGUAGAGAAAGAGUUCUGUCCUUUCAUGGGAGUUUUUAGGAGUGCCAGUUUAACAUUUUUUUUACUGGAAAAUAAGAGUAACCUUAAGAGAGCCUUAAAUUGGUAUCUAAAGCCGCUGAAAACUCUCCAAAUAUCUGUGGCGUGAGUUGGGAUGAGUCAAAAAUUUUGUGGCUCAGUGGGACAAUGGCCCUAAAAGCAGGGUUGUGUUUUUUUGUGAUUAGUCUCACCGCCAGCCUGGAAAUUCUCUGAAAAUUAAACAUAAACUCUCUUCAGGACUUCGUUUCAGAGGCAGAACUCUUCACUUCGUGGCUUUGGGGAGAGCGAGGUGAUAAUUAAGCACUUGAUGCCAGUUGCAAGGCGCUCUGCAGCUCUUUUUAUGCUUUUGGGUUUCAGACGUUACAAAAAAACUGACAGGAACUUAUAUAUUUUUUGUACAAAUGUGACAAAAUUAUGGUUGAAAACAAAACGAGUCUUUAGGGGCUAGUGUUGUUUUCACAGAGUUUAUUUAUCUCAAGGUUUUGGGUUGGUUUUUUUUUUUUUUUUUUUCUAUUUUGUUUCUGUGAUUUUUAACUGUCAGCACUGUAGUGUACAUAAGAAGUUUUGUAAAGAGGAAAAAACUUGUAGUGUGGUUUCUACUUUAAAUAUGAACCUAGCUAAUAAAAGGUUCAGUGUAUGGAAAA